CGGAAACAGAUGACAACGCAUAUCUCGCGUUUACUUCCAUGACAUUGAUGUCGAAACUUUCUAAACCACCUACGCUGAAACCGUUCAAGCUCGCACUUAUACAGCUGGGCAAUAUCAGCUCCAACAAGAAUGACAAUAUCAAACAUGCGCGCGAAAUGAUCAUGAAGGCUGCCUCCGCGAAGCCUGAUCUGAUUGUCCUUCCAGAGUGCUUCAAUUCUCCGUACGGGCACGUCCAUUUCCCAGUAUACGCUGAGAAGAUAGGGUUCACCCCUGGGGAACCAUAUGAUAUUGGCAAGAGUGAAAGCGAGUCUGUCAAAAUGUUAUCAUCCGCCGCAAAGGAAUGUAAUAUUUGGUUAAUCGGAGGCUCAAUUCCUGAACGAGAUGCCAGCUCUGAUAAUGUGUUUAACACCUGCACGGUGUAUAAUCCACAAGGAGAGCUUAUUGCAUACCACCGGAAAGUCCACUUGUUUGAUAUCGAUAUCCCUGGAAAGAUCAAAUUCAAAGAGAGCGAAACCUUGACUGGGGGCACUACUCUCAACUUUUUUGACACUGAAUUUGCCAGGAUCGGUUUGGGGAUCUGUUAUGAUAUCAGGUUCCCCGAGCUGGCGAUGAUCUCAGCUCGCCAAGGCUGUCAGGUCCUCGUUUAUCCAGGCGCAUUCAAUAUGACUACCGGACCUCUCCACUGGGAGUUGUUACAGCGUGGACGCGCCGUUGACAAUCAAAUCUUUUUUUCUAUGUGCAGUCCUGCUAGAGACACAACCGCAGGAUACCACGCAUGGGGCCACUCCAUGGUUGUUGACCCAAUGGGAAAGGUACUUUGUGAAGCCGAAGAAGGAGAGCAGAUUAUGUUCACAGAAAUCGACCCGGUGGUUUUCAAUGAAGCUCGAGGUGGAAUCCCCGUCACAAAGCAGCGCCGAUUUGAUGUCUAUCCCGAUGUUUCUGUAGGAAAGUAGAGAAAAUAAUAAGGAAAUGAAGAGGUUGCCUGUUUUGUAUGGUGAUGGAAUACCAUGGAUGGUUGUGGAAUGAUCGCGAUUAACGGUUAUGUAACAAAAAAAGCUGGGGCGCUGCCAUUA
Lentinula edodes (shiitake mushroom) is the source of this 1073-nucleotide messenger RNA. Its product is annotated as carbon-nitrogen hydrolase. The record is from RefSeq and is a predicted model, not a curated record. Gene Ontology annotation, molecular function: omega-amidase activity. Gene Ontology annotation, biological process: L-glutamine metabolic process; oxaloacetate metabolic process. Bases 39 to 953 code for a protein of 304 amino acids. NCBI's taxonomy places the organism in Eukaryota, Fungi, Basidiomycota, Agaricomycetes, Agaricales, Omphalotaceae. The transcript has 11 exons. Gene Ontology annotation, cellular component: mitochondrion.